GAGAGAGAGAGAGAGAGAGAGAGAGAGAGAGAGAGUUAUGUCUGUGGGUCAUGUGUAGUGGCCAUGUUGUCUAAUCGAAUGUUAUAUCUAUGUAAUGUGUGGGAUCACUGAGCAUACAUGAAAUAAAGAUGAAGGAAACCCUUAAUGUGGAGUUGAUCAGUAAAAGAAUAGAAGAUCACAAGCUGUCAGUCAUGCACGAUGCUGGCACACUGCUUGGGGGUCUAUGAUGUGAGUGUGUGCAUGUGUGACUGAGAGUGAGAAAGAGAGAGAGGGAGCAACAUAGGGUGUUGAACACACUGAAGAAGCAGUCACUCCAGGAGUCACAUUGUUACCCAUCACAUCUAUUUUUCCAGGACAAGUGGAUGUGAGAGCAGUGAGCAAAUAUUGACAAAUGAGAAUAUUUGGAUCCAAAGCCUUGUGAGACCAGCUGAUUGAUUUUUUUCAGGAAGGAGAUCCGUUUGUUGGCCGAUAGUCCGCUGAGGAAACAAGAGUUGCCAUGGAAACUAUUUUGCUCUUCCUCUCUUCUCUCCUGGUGUGUGUGGCUGCUGUGUCAGACCCUAGUGUACGGGACAACAGGACAGAAGUUGGAGACCCAUUUAUAUAUGACUAUGAGAGCCUGAGGAUCGGGGGUUUGGCAUUUGCUGUGGUGCUGUUUACACUGGGUAUUCUCCUCAUCCUUAGUCGAAGAUGCCGCUGCAGCAUCAACCAGAAGCCCAGUGCCCCUGGAGACGAGGAACAACAGGAGGAGAACUUGAUUGUCUCAAAGGCUGCAGCGGCUGCCAAAGAGACCCCAGCAGAGAACUGAGGCAACUACAAUACCCACUGGAGUGAUUUCCAGUUUUAUUUGAUAUAAAGCCACUCUAAUAUUAAAUAAAUGGAUUAUUAAUAUAA
Molecule: messenger RNA, 891 nt
Organism: Notolabrus celidotus (New Zealand spotty)
Lineage: Eukaryota; Metazoa; Chordata; Actinopteri; Labriformes; Labridae
Gene: fxyd6
Product: FXYD domain containing ion transport regulator 6
Exons: 8
Coding region: 497-805 (102 amino acids)
Biological process (GO): regulation of sodium ion transmembrane transporter activity
Cellular component (GO): membrane
Molecular function (GO): sodium channel regulator activity
Source: RefSeq, a predicted model, not a curated record